Molecule: messenger RNA, 3084 nt
Organism: Carassius auratus (goldfish)
Lineage: Eukaryota; Metazoa; Chordata; Actinopteri; Cypriniformes; Cyprinidae
Product: thioredoxin-interacting protein-like
Exons: 6
Coding region: 1201-2352 (383 amino acids)
Biological process (GO): protein transport
Cellular component (GO): cytoplasm
Molecular function (GO): ubiquitin protein ligase binding
Source: RefSeq, a predicted model, not a curated record
CACUGUACUUCACUGUACAUGUCCAUUCAGUUUAAUAUCUCUAGCAUAUUUAGUUUUCACCAAGUACCAAAAAUACAAUAUGAUAAAAAAAUUUUUUAAACAAAAUUAACCUGUUCCAGGGCAAUACCAUAUUUUUUGGACAUACACCUUUGAAUAGCAUGGUAUUUUGACAUGUGCCAGAAUAAUACCAUGGUAUUUUGGACAUGUACCAAUGUAAUAUGAUUUUUUUGGCCAUGUACCAGAGUAAAACUGUGGUAUUUUUGACAUCUACCAAGGUAAUAUUGUAAUUUUUAGCCAUGUAUCAGGAUUGUACCAUGGAAUUUGACAACAUACAAGGGUAAUACCAUGUUAUUUGCACUAGUAUGAUAUUUUGACAUGUACCAGGGUGAUGACAUAUUUUGACCAUGAACAUAGGCAAUUCCAUGGUAUUUUGACAUGUACUAGGGUAACACCAUGAUAUUUCAUACUCGUACUAUUGCAAUACAAUAAUAUUUUGGACACAUAGCUACCAAAAGGUAAUACCAUAGUAUUAUCUUAAGUAUACUGUAUAUGGGGUGCCAUUUAAAUACUAUGGCAAAUGCAUCUGGUCAUCAUUUGUUACUAUGGUAUACCCUUAAAUAAACAUAAUGUGACAGCACCGUCAUACUUCGACAGUAACAUAAUAAUAUAAUAAUACUGCGCAAUGCAUUUACAUGGAACUCUAUGUACUUCUAAGAAAACCACAUUUUUUGGUGCCAUAAAUUCUCUAACAUGUUGUGUUGGAGCUGGGCACAGGAGUAUCCAGUGCGCGUUGAUACUCCACCCCCUCAACAACUCCUGCCCCUUACCCACGAGCAGUCCACGCGCCUGGGACGGGCUCUCAUUGGCCUGGGUGGACGCAAACAGCCUGUGUGUCCUAUGAGAGAGACGUGCUCGGAGAGAUCCACGAGGCGCAUGUGGCUCUCCAGCACUGAUGCCCAUGUGUGUCCAGCUCGCAUCAUCGGCACAGCGGCCGUGUGAACUAUAAAACCACUCACUCAGUGUUUACAGACAGAUCAGAUCAUCAACAAACGACUAAAGCAUCUAAUACUAAGUAAAUAAUUAAUAAUAUCAGCCAUAGUGGUGAGCUUAUUAAAUCAGUUACAUUAGAAAGAAUUACCUUUAGGACUAUAAUAAAACGUUUAGUGACAUUAUUGGAGUUAAUAUUAAUAAAACAGCAAAAUGGGUGUACUAACAAAGAAACCCAAGGCCUUCGAGGUUCAGUUUAGUGACCCGAACAAGAGCGCGUACAGCGGCGGAGAUAAAGUGGCCGGGCGGGUGAUAGUGGAGGUGGCCGAGGUGGUGCACAUCUCCGCAGUUAAACUGUUCGGAAUCGGAUGCGCUAAAGUCGAUUAUAAAAAAGGGAAGAUGCACUGCAGGGAGGAGAUUGAGUACCUGAAAUAUGAAGAAGUUCUUCACCUCGAUCAUCAGCCAACAGAUGCAGAUGGACCCAUCACUCUCAGGCCUGGAAACAGAUACGAGUUCAUGUUCGGGUUCGAACUUCCACCGGCAGGGUGCCUUGUUUCCUCCUAUGUGGGAAAGUUUGGCUCAGUCCAAUACUACGUGAAGGCAGUCAUAGAGAAAUCCAGCCAGCCAUAUGCGGAAUGUAAGCAGUAUUUUGAGGUGGUGGAACCCAUUGAUGUCAACACCCAAGAGCUCACGGAUCCAGUUACAGGAGCAAAACACAAGAAAGUCACCUGCAUGUUUAUUCCCGAUGGCAGUGUUUCCGUGUCCGCUUGCAUAGGCCGGAAGGGUUACUGUGAAGGAGAAGACAUUUGCAUCGAUGCUCAAUUUGAGAACUCUUGUUCUCGGAUUGUCGUUCCUAAAGCCGCCAUCAUAGCUAAGCACAUUUACCGGGCGAACGGCCGCACCAAAGAGUUUCACAAGAAACUAAUUUCUGUCAGAGGAAACCACAUCAUCUCCGGCAUGUGUGAUGUGUGGCGGGGGAGAGUACUUCCUGUGCCAAAGCUGAAGCCAACUAUCCUUGGCUGUGACAUUAUCCAUGUUGACUAUUGUCUAAGGAUCUACUUGCAUAUCCCAGGAAGUGAGAAGCUCCUCUUAGAUCUUCCUCUGGUCAUCGGGACGAUCCCCUACAAUGGCAUGAACAGUCGCACCAGUAGCAUGAGCAGCCAGGACAACAAUAAUACCUCCAGCACCUGCGUGUCACUCCCAUCCUGUCCACCCAGCUAUAGCGAGAUCUCCCAGGACAAUCGCAUGGAUAGUUCCUUCAUUCCCCUCUUAGAUGAUUAUGAUGAGGAUGACAGUCCUAUAUUCAUGCGCAGUAGCGAGCAUCAUCUCCCCCCAUCUCCCCCGUCAUACACUGAGCAAAACUAAGACUGCAUUGGACGUGGAGUUCUCCUUCACUUGCUGUCGCCAAAUUUUAAACUCCAACAAAAGAUAAAAUGCAGGAAGAUCUCCGAAUGACGCUGCUAAUGGACCAUGCAUGGUUUACUCUAGAGUUGCGGACUAUGAAAUGCUGUGUCAUGCCAAGAACUGGUCGAUUGCAAGUUGCUAAAGUCAUCUGAAGCCGGACUCUUUUGCUGAUGUAAGAGUUCACCUCUUGAAAAUAACCACUGACGUCUUCAUGUUUAAUUCUGAACAAUCCUCAGCAUCUGAGAGGGUUUUAUUAUUUCUGAUUUUGCCAUAUUGGUGUAAUAUUCUGUCAGCACUUCAAAUUGGAAAGCGCUUGUGGUAUAAAAAACUUCAGAUUAUGAACAAUAUUUUUAUGAUGCAUUAAAAUAUGAUGCAGUUUUGUGAGUGAAAAAGAUUGUAUAUCAUAUUGAGUUACUUGUUAAGCUGUUGAUUAGCUGUUAGUCUAGUAUUACAAUCUUUCUCAGCAGCAUGUGUAUUUCUAAUUGAAUACAGAAAUUAGAAUAUGCAUUUAUAUGAUUAUAUAGAAUAUGCCUAUAUAGCUGUUCGUAUAUCUUAUCAGCUUUUACUAGUAUAUAAUUGAGUAUUAGUGUCAGAUUAUUCCACUUUGAAGUUGAUUGUUAUGUGCUUUUGUACUUUUGAUUUUUAUUUGAAUUUAUCAGUUCUACAGUUAACAACAGAAUACAAUAAAAAAAU